This is a messenger RNA of Ramularia collo-cygni, 888 nucleotides long. RefSeq names its product U3 small nucleolar ribonucleoprotein IMP4. Gene Ontology annotation, molecular function: rRNA primary transcript binding; snoRNA binding. Lineage: Eukaryota; Fungi; Ascomycota; Dothideomycetes; Mycosphaerellales; Mycosphaerellaceae. Gene Ontology annotation, cellular component: Mpp10 complex; small-subunit processome; nucleolus. The record is from RefSeq and is a predicted model, not a curated record. The coding region runs from base 1 to 888 and encodes 295 amino acids. The transcript has a single exon. Gene Ontology annotation, biological process: rRNA processing.
AUGCAACGACGCGAGAACCGACAGCGGCGAGACUACAUAUAUCGGAGGGCGCUGACUCUGAAGGAUGCCGAAAUCGCAGAGAAGCGCUCGAAAUUGAAGGCGUCGCUGGCAUCAGGCAAACCUUUGGAUCCAUCCAUCGCAAACGACAAGCAGCUGCGAACCGACUACAAGUUCGAUGAAUCCCGAGCCGACCGCACCGCCGACGAUGAACUUGAGCUGGACGACGAGUACAGCUUCCUCUCCGGAGUCGUAGACCCACGUGUGCUUGUAACCACCUCACGCGACCCAAGUAGUCGACUCGCCGCAUUCGCAAAGGAGAUUCGCUUGCUUCUACCCACCAGUAUCCGUCUCAAUCGCGGUAACCUCAUUUUGCCCAACCUGGUCGGAAGCGCAAAGUCUAGCGGCCUGUCUGAUGUGAUUCUCCUCCACGAGCACCGUGGUACACCUACCGCAAUGACCGUAUCUCAUCUUCCUCACGGACCCACAGCAUCCUUCAGCUUACACAAUGUCGUACUGCGACACGACAUACCGAAUGCUUCCCGUGGAACCGUGAGCGAGAGCUACCCGCAUCUUAUUUUCGACGGCUUCACGACCGCACUGGGAAAGCGCGUAGUGAAGAUUUUACAGCACAUGUUCCCUCCGCGAGAAAGCGGCGCAAAGUUGGGAUCUCGGGUGGUCACCUUUAAGAAUAUCGAGGAUAGUAUUGAGGUCAGACAUCAUGUCUUUGUCAAGACUGGAUAUCAGAGUGUGGAGCUGGCUGAGGUCGGCCCACGCAUGACGAUGCGAUUGUUCGAGAUUCGACAGGGCACGGCAGAGAACAAGGAUGGCGAUGUGGAGUGGCAUAUGAACCAAUACACUAGGACAAGCAAGAAGAAGGACUACUUGUGA